UUACAGGGGACUUAGGCCGUGGUGGUCUAAUUAUAAUUUAUCUUGGAAGUAGGUUUUUUCCCUCAGAGCUUUCUUUUGGCUUUAGUUUUAAAGCCUGUAUUAACUGACAUCCUUUAAAUCUGAAAAAAGAAGGCAUGUGUAUUAGUUUUUUUUCAGCUGACAUUGUUGUUGUGGUUCUUGCUCCCAACCUAGUUCUCACUACUCCCCAAACAAGCCUCGUUGCUGUCAGAUGUGCUUCUAAGAAGACUGGGGGCAGCUCAAAAAAUUUAGGUGGCCGCAGCCCUGGGAAGCGCUACGGAUUCAAAAAAGUAGAAGGUGCAUUUGUGCAUGCAGGCAACAUUUUGGCUACGCAGCGGUUGAUACGCUGGCAUCCAGGAGCUCAUGUGGGGAUGGGCCGUAACAAGACACUCUACGCCCUGGAGGAUGGGAUCGUGAGAUACACCAAAGAGGUCUAUGUACCUCUGCCCCGCAGCAGUGAGAGCAGGGAAGUGAUCUGUCGUCUACCCAAAGGAGCCAUUCUUUAUAAAACCUUUAUCAAUGUUAUCCCUACCACAGAAGUAGGAAGCUUUAAACUGGUCACCAUGCUCUGAGCCUCCUGCAUCAUGCAGGGACGGACGGGAAGGAGCGGCUGGGACAGACCACUACAGCUGGACUAGCAUCCGAGGGCAAGAAUAUUCUAGCUCUGAAGACACCAGUUUAGGACUUUGUUUUCUUGCUCCUAAAGCACACGUGGUCAGCGUUCAGGCAUUGGGAUCACCUGCCAGCAUUUGUAAGAGCGUUUAAUAAAUGCUGGGGGGCUGCUGAAGGUCUUGACUGUUCA
Molecule: messenger RNA, 820 nt
Organism: Gymnogyps californianus (California condor)
Lineage: Eukaryota; Metazoa; Chordata; Aves; Accipitriformes; Cathartidae
Gene: MRPL27
Product: mitochondrial ribosomal protein L27
Exons: 3
Coding region: 135-590 (151 amino acids)
Biological process (GO): translation
Cellular component (GO): ribosome; mitochondrial large ribosomal subunit
Molecular function (GO): structural constituent of ribosome
Source: RefSeq, a predicted model, not a curated record